UCGCGACAUGCAAGACAAGCAAUUGCAAGACGAUCAAGAAAUAGUAGCUUUGUUUUGUAGUUUCGAAAAACCACGCCACAGUUGGUAAUGUUUUGGAAAAUAUCUUUCAGGACAAAUUGUGUCAACUACAAAGAAGUCGAUAUUUUUGCUCAAGAUGGAUCUCGUUCUUCCACAAGAGAAUAUGACAUCUUCUCGUCUUCCAAGAUUACAACAAAGUCUGCGCAUCGUAGGGAGACAGAUUCGAAAACUUCCAUCGAGGAUUCGACGAGCGGCCAGACGGGGCCUGGAACGGGUCCUUGUUCGUCUUGGAAUUAAGCGUCACUCAGAAAGAAAGUUAAAACUAGAGCGAUUCCAGAGCAGCACUGACAAAAUAUUUAACGUAAAACGUCGUGGAAGCCGUGGAGCUGAAGAAUCUUCAGGUUUCAUCAGCGAAGAAGAGUUAGAGGAUGAAGAUUUUCCUCCAGACUACAGCAACACCGAGCUUAAAAUGAAAAUUAGACCGACAGACAGAGGAAAUUUCUUGACUGAAACUGAUGGUCCUAUUGAAAUCGAAAUGAUAGUUUUCAAAUAGAUAUCGAGAAAUAGCGAUUCGUCAGAGGUAUGAAGGUAAAAGAUAUGAAAGGAAACUUUAGACUAAAAUUGUACCCAGAUCCUACCGUGUAACUAACUGAAACCCACAGCUUGGCCGUGGAAGAUCUGAGUACGAGAAUAAAUCAGGACCACACCCAAUGUACCUGCAACAUGUGCUGCUGCUUUGACUACAGAUUUGAUUCCCUAAACAUGUUCCAACUUCUGGAAAUAUUGUGCCUUCUGAUAAGGGG
Messenger RNA from Stylophora pistillata, 821 nucleotides. RefSeq lists its product as uncharacterized. Lineage: Eukaryota; Metazoa; Cnidaria; Anthozoa; Scleractinia; Pocilloporidae. The record is from RefSeq and is a predicted model, not a curated record.